This is a messenger RNA of Humulus lupulus (European hop), 2046 nucleotides long. RefSeq lists its product as uncharacterized. Gene Ontology annotation, molecular function: catalytic activity. The transcript has 4 exons. NCBI's taxonomy places the organism in Eukaryota, Viridiplantae, Streptophyta, Magnoliopsida, Rosales, Cannabaceae. The coding region runs from base 1 to 2046 and encodes 681 amino acids. The record is from RefSeq and is a predicted model, not a curated record.
AUGUCAGUAAAUGGCAAAAUUGCAAGGCGUGCGACUGGUUUCUCUCUCCCCAUGGUAAUAAACAAGGAUAAUGUACAUCAUGAUGAAGUGGUAGAGGAGGACCCGGUUAGAGAAGAAAUUGCGAAUGAGUUUUUUGCAGAUUUAGUGGAGAAAUUUCAAGAGGUUGGGGAGGAUAUCUUUCAGGAGGGUUACGUUGAACCUUCACCUGAGAAAGAGGUUGGUUCCCGGAAAUGGGCGAUUGAAUCGGAGGAGACAGACUUUCAGGAAUUGGCUAAGGAAAAGUGGUCUAACUUUCAGGGGAAUCUUACAGCUAAUGGUGGAGUCCGGCUCAACUAUGAGGAGCCGAUGGUUCGUGAUGGGAAACGUAUAGCUCAAAUCGAUGUAGAGGAGACUGAAGUGGAGGCAUCGUUUUGGAAAUCUGCUCUGGUUUGUGUUGUCUUAGGAGCAAACCCCCCUUUAGCUGUCUUUGAAGGAUUUAUCAAUCGGUUAUGGGGGAAAUUAGGUAUAGAACGAAUAGCCCGAAUGAAUGCGAGUCACACACUGGUCAAGUUUAGGGAUGAAACAACUAGGGAUUUGGUUUUGGAAGCAGGAGUGGUUCACUUUGAUAGGAAACCAGUCCUAUUGAGGCCUUGGUCGACUGAUUUAGAAACUCUGAGGGUGGUGAACUCAGUCCUUGUUUGGAUGAGAUCACCUAAUAUUGGCCUUCAAUAUUGGGGUUUAAAAAGUCUGAGUGCUCUUGUUAGCACUAUAGGGAAACCUAUGAUGAUGGACAGGGUAACGAAGGAAAAAUCUAUGGUAAAAUUUGCUAGGGUCCUUGUGGAGGUUGAGAUUACUGAUAGAUUACCUCACUCAAUUAGUUCUAUCAGUGAGCGAGGCCAACUGAUGGAACAGGCUAUAGAAUUCGAAUGGCUUCCCACACGAUGUUCUUGUUGUAAGGGUUUAGGCCACACUGCAUCAAGCUGUAAGAGUGCUCAGGAGGUAGUUUCGAGACCAAAACAGCAGGUUUCAGCUUCAGGCACAGGGGAUAUUAGGGGUGUUAUGGCUCAGUAUGAAGCAAAAAAUGAGAAUAAGACAGUGGUAGAAACUCAAAAGGAUGCUGGGAAUGAAGUUGAUGGUGAUGAGCCGGUUCAUCAGGGAGGUUCGAAGGGGCCACUGACCGCAACAACUGAGGACACUAAUGAGACUGGUUGUUCGACGGCUGAGAAGGAGAAAACUUGGACUAUACCUAGGAAAGUGGGGGGUCUGAGGAAGAAAAAUUCCACAGAACAUACUUUGAAAGCUAAUAAAUUCAGUGUUCUGCAGGAGAAGAUUGGUUUGGUUGCAAACAAGGAAUCACAUAAACCUCAAAAUUCUAAUGGAGGGGUUUUCCUGGAAACUAAACUUCACAGCAGUAAAAUUGAGGAGAUGAUGAAUGAGGAGAUGGACCAGCUGGUUACUUAUGAAGUGCAAAUAAAGGGAGUUAGACAAACUGUUGUUCUUUCUUUUGUGUAUGGCCGUAAUUCUUUGGAAGAGAGGAAAAAGCUCUGGGCUCGGCUUCAGCUUUCCCAAUCUAAUUCUAGACCUUGGCUGGUAGCAGGGGACUUUAAUGCAGUUUUUGAUUAUGAUGAUCGUAGUGGAGAUAGGCAGAUUUCAGCUUUGGAAGUGGAGGACAGUAGGCAAUGGAAGGCUAUUUCUCUAUUGACUGAGUUAAGAUUCAGCGGUUCUUCAUUCACCUGGUCUAAUAAACAAAAAGAAGGCUUAAUAAUUUUUUCAAGACUUGAUAGAAUAUUUGUUAAUGAAGUGUGGAUUGACUCUUUUCCUGAUUCAGAAGGUCGGUUUAAUUGGGAUACAUUAUCUGAUCAUUGCUUUUGUAUCAUCAAAGCUGUCCAUUUUCAAGUUUCAGGGGUAAAGCCAUUUAGGUACUUCAAUAUGUGGGAUAAACAUCAGGAUUUUAGGAGCUCUGUCAUGUGUAACUGGUCUAAACCAGUUGGAGGUACUGGUCUGCAGAAGAUUAUGCAGAAGCUCAAAAGACUAAAGCCUGUCCUGAUCCAGUUCAACAAAGUCUAG